AUGAUCGCCGAGCAAUACGGCCAGAUCCGCUCGAUCCACAUCCGCUCCCUCACCCAUCCGCGAUUCCCUUGCGCCGGGGACGAUUGCCCAUACUGUGAGCAAUAUCUGGAUCGAUUUGAGAAUACCGGCGACCCGCUCCUCGACUUCACUUUGCCUUAUGAUACCACUGAUGGUUACGUGACGAUGCGUAGCGGACUCACACAAGUAAAUUUGGACCAGACGCCUAACGGAAUGGACAUGGUAUCUGCUAUCGAAGAAACUGCCCUCCCUGAUGAUGAUGACGACGAUAGUGAUGGUCAACACAACGCUGAAACUCCAGCUCCCCAAACCGAGAUAGCGGAGACGGUGGAAAAAACGCCGCACACCGAACUCCACGAUCAUCACGAAUCGUCUGGCGUCGAAAUCAGCAUGUCCGUUGCGCCGCCACAUGAUCGCGCCGAACUCCACGAUCAUCACGAAUCUUCUGGCGUCGAAACCACGCCCAUCGGCCGCGACAGGAUUCUGAACAAGGAGGAGAAGAAGAAGAAGAAGAAGAGGGAUCACUCAGCUUCUGGUGCGAUUUUCGACGAGGUGCGCGCAAGUUCCCCGAAUAAUUCGUCUGGCUACCAGUGGGAGUCUGCCGCCGGCGGAUCCUUCCUCGUCCGCACCGUCGAGGACCCCGAGGUCACUCGCGGUACCAAGAUCGUCCUGCACAUGAAGGAGGACCAGGUCGAGUACCUUGAGGAGCGCCGCGUCAAGGAGAUCAUCAAGAAGCACUCGCAGUUCAUCGGCUACCCGAUCAAGCUCGUCGUCGAGAAGGAGCGCGAGAAGGAGGUCGAGGACGACACCCCGGAAGAGGAGAAGAAGGAUGAGGAUAAGAAGGAGGGCGAGGUCGAGGAUGUCGGUGAGGAUGCUGAUGCCGAGACCAAGGACAAGAAGAAGAAGAAGAUCAAGGAGAAGUACUUCGAGGACGAGGAGCUCAACAAGACCAAGCCAAUCUGGACCCGCAACCCAGACGACAUCUCCAACGAGGAGUAUGCCGAAUUCUACAAGAGCUUGAGCAACGACUGGGAAGACCACCUCGCCGUCAAGCACUUCAGCGUUGAAGGUCAACUCGAGUUCCGCGCCCUCCUCUUCGUCCCGCAGCGUGCUCCUUUCGAUCUCUUCGAGAACAAGAAGUCCAAGAACUCUAUCAAGCUGUACGUGCGCCGUGUGUUCAUCAUGGAGAACUGCGAGGAGCUGAUGCCCGAGUACCUCAACUUCGUCAAGGGUGUCGUCGACUCUGAGGACCUCCCGCUCAACAUCUCCCGUGAGAUGCUCCAGCAGUCCAAGAUCCUGAAGGUCAUCCGCAAGAACCUCGUCAAGAAGUGCAUGGAGCUCUUCGACGAGAUCGCUGAGGACAAGGACAACUUCAAGAAGUUCUACGAGCAGUUCGGCAAGAACCUGAAGCUCGGCAUCCACGAGGACUCCACCAACCGCAAGAAGCUCUCCGACUACCUGCGCUACGCCUCCUCGAUGGUGGAUGAGCCAACCUCGCUGAAGGACUACGUCUCCCGCAUGAAGGAGAACCAGAACCAAAUCUACUACAUCACCGGCGAGUCCAAGGACCAGGUCUCCAACUCCGCCUUCGUUGAGCGUGUCCGCAACCGUGGCUUCGAAGUCUUGUACAUGAUCGACCCGAUCGACGAGUACUGCGUCCAGCAGCUGAAGGAAUACGAGGGCAAGAAGCUCAUCUCCGUCACCAAGGAAGGACUCGAGCUGCCCGAGACCGAAGAGGAGAAGAAGAAGUUCGAGGAGGACAAGGUCAAAUACGAGGUCCUCUGCAAGGUGAUCAAGGACAUCCUCGAGAAGAAGGUCGAGAAGGUCACCAUCUCCAACCGCCUCGUCAACUCGCCAUGCUGCAUCGUCACCUCGGAGUACGGAUGGUCCGCCAACAUGGAGCGCAUCAUGAAGGCCCAGGCCCUCCGGGACUCCUCUACGAUGGGAUACAUGGCCGCCAAGAAGCACCUCGAGCUCAACCCCGAUCAUCCAAUCAUCAAGACCCUUCUCUCCCGGGUCGAAGUUGACAAGAACGACAAGGCCGUCAAGGACCUCGUUGUUCUGCUCUUCGAAACGGCCCUCCUCUCCUCCGGCUUCUCCUUGGAAGAGCCGGCCGCCCACGCCGCUCGCAUCUACCGCAUGGUCAAACUCGGGCUCGACAUCGGUGGUGACGACGACGAGGAUGAGGAAGACGCGCCCGCCACUUCUUCAGCCGAAGCCCCCAAGCUCGACGGAGAUGAGGAGGAUGCGUCCCGCAUGGAAGAGGUCGAU
Messenger RNA from Mesorhabditis spiculigera, 2289 nucleotides. The record is from the annotation of a GenBank genome assembly. Lineage: Eukaryota; Metazoa; Nematoda; Chromadorea; Rhabditida; Rhabditidae.